This is a messenger RNA of Hypomesus transpacificus, 3629 nucleotides long. It is a transcript of the gene piwil2, whose product is annotated as piwi-like RNA-mediated gene silencing 2. The transcript has 24 exons. Gene Ontology annotation, biological process: regulatory ncRNA-mediated gene silencing. NCBI's taxonomy places the organism in Eukaryota, Metazoa, Chordata, Actinopteri, Osmeriformes, Osmeridae. The record is from RefSeq and is a predicted model, not a curated record. Gene Ontology annotation, cellular component: P granule. Gene Ontology annotation, molecular function: piRNA binding; protein binding. Bases 258 to 3440 code for a protein of 1060 amino acids.
UAUAAGCGAGACAUGUCAAAACAUGUUUGAACAUCGUCAGUACUUGUUAUCUCUCCGUAUCUGCGUAUUGUCAUCACAGACAGACCUGUGUACCUUCGUCCCCAUGGCAGGGCGAGCAGGGCACUUCAGAGAGAUGGACGUGUGGCACGGGACGGGAAUACUCUGAUGUGUGAGGCCUGGGUAUCACUCUGUAUUACCCAAGGAAGUGUCAGCCAUGUCAAGUCAUCUGUGGAGACAUUACACUUCAACUUGGUGUUAUGGAUCCAAAUAAGCCUCAGUUCCCAGGCCUCCCUGGUGCGAGCUGCAUGCCUUGGCUGCAGCCACAGGGGCGGGGGCUACCGACCGAGGACCCCGCCGUGGGAAGAGCCAGAGGCCUCUUGUUCCAGUCACAGCCACCUGUUGUAGGGAGAGCCAGGGGUUUCACCACCCUGGGUGAUACACCUCCAAUGCUGUAUGGAAGAGGAGCGUCUCUCCCUAUGGCUGAGCCUGCUGUUGGUUUCGCCAGGGGGCUGCCAACGCCAUCUGAUGAGGGAGGACUUGGUCGUGCCCGAGGGUUCCUACUUUCUGCUGCUAUACCAACAGUAGGAGUUGCUCGAGGGGCACCUCUUCAUGGUCCGGAUGUUCCCCCUGUGCAAGCCCCCCCAGGUCAAACCGUCACGCAAGACGUGUCGGAAGAGAUGCCAAGUCUGCAAGUUGAAGAGGAGGUAGUGAAGGUUCAGAUGCCAACCACAGGCCUAGGUUCAACUCUGGUGUCCAUGUUCCGGGACAUAGGCAUAGACCCGUGUAAGACGUCAUGGGGCAGGGGAGUUCCCCCACUGGGGAGAGGUGCAGUCGAGUUCAAACAGACAGCCCCUGAAUGUGUGGUCGCCGGCCCAGGAGGAGAUGGACCAUCUGAGGAGGCGAUGGGUAGAGGCAGCAGCUUCACUGGCAGUGGUGCGCAAUCUAAGAUGGUGGGGAUUGGAAGAGCAGGAAUAAUACCGAUGGGUGUAGGGAGAGGACACACUGUGGCGUCUGCUCUCCCCCCUGGCCCUACCCUGCUUCCUGCCCCUGCUGCCUCUCUUACGCCCCCUCCCUCCCCCCCGAAAGAGGCCCUGCAGCCCCCUGGUAGCUCACCAUCCAAGGGAGAAUUGAAGAUUGAGGCUAAUUGUGCUCCACUGCAUAAGGCUGGCACAAAAGGAACUCCGUUGACCUUAGGGUCCAACCACAUCCCCAUAGCCUGCCGGAAUGAGGCAGUCUAUCAAUACCACGUCACUUUCACACCAAAUGUGGAAUCCAUGGGAAUGCGGUUUGGCAUGAUGAAAGACCACCGCCCGACCACCGGGGAGGUCGUGGCGUUUGACGGCUCUAUUCUCUACCUCCCUGUGCGGCUUGAUGAGGUGGUUAACCUGAAGAGUGAGAGAAGGACCGACAACCAGGAGAUUGCAAUCAAAAUCCAGAUGACUAAGAUUUUGCCGCCCAGCUCAGAUCUCUGCAUCCCUUUUUAUAACGUGGUGCUGAGGAGGGUAAUGAAGAUACUGGGACUGAAGUUGGUCGGCCGGAAUCAUUACGAUCCAGAAAGCGCAGUCAUUCUUGGAAAACAUCGGCUGCAGGUGUGGCCGGGGUACUCCUCCUGCAUCAAACACACGGACGGAGGGCUGUAUCUAUCUGUGGACGUGUCGCACAAAGUCCUGAGGAACGACUCCGUCCUCGAUGUCAUGAACGUGAUCUACCAGCAGAGCCGAGAGAGCUUUCAGGACGAGUGCACCAAGGAGUUGAUCGGCAGCAUCAUCAUCACCCGUUACAACAACCGCACGUACCGCAUCGAUGACAUCGAGUGGAGUAAGUCCCCCAAGGACACCUUCACCAUGGCUGACGGCUCCCAGACCAGCUUCAUAGAUUACUACAGCAAAAACUAUGGCAUAACCAUAAAAGAGAUGGACCAACCAAUGCUUGUUCAUCGUCCAAAAGAGAGAUCCAAACCCGGUGGGAAGCAAGUCAUCACAGGCGAGAUCCUGCUCCUGCCUGAGCUCUCCUUCAUGACGGGCAUCCCUGACAAAAUGAGAAAGGACUUCCGCGCCAUGAAGGACCUGACGAUGCACAUCAACGUGAGCGCGGAGCAGCACACUCAGUCUCUGAAGCAGCUCCUGAAGAACAUUACCGGCAGCCCUGAGGCCUUGACCGAGCUGGCUCGCUGGGGCCUGGACAUCGGCCUGGACAUCAUGGUGACCCAGGGAAGGAGUCUGCCCCUGGAGACCAUCUGUCUGAAGUCUGCGUCCUUCGUCACCGGCGCUGAUGUCAACUGGUCCAGAGAGGUUGUCAGGGAUGCUUCCAUCAGCUGUAUCCCCAUGAACUGCUGGGCCAUCUUCUUCCCCCGGCGCUGUGCUGAGCAGGUGGAGGAGCUGGUGGCCACCUUCGGUAAGGUGGCUGGCCCCAUGGGCGUCCGCCUCAACCGGCCCGUCCGCGUGGAGCUCAGGGAUGACCGCACCGAGACCUACGUCAAGAGCAUCCACUCCCAGCUCACCAGCGAGCCCAAUUUGCAGAUGGUAGUGUGCAUCAUUACAGGCAACAGAGACGACCUUUACAGUGCUAUCAAGAAGCUGUGCUGUGCCCAGAGUCCUGUCCCCUCUCAGGUCAUCAACGCCCGGACCAUCUCUCAACCCCAAAAGCUGAGGAGCAUCGCCCAGAAGAUCAUGCUGCAGAUGAACUGCAAACUGGGAGGAGAGCUGUGGACCGUGAAUGUCCCUCUCAAACACCUGAUGGUGAUUGGAGUUGACGUUCACCACGACGCCAGCAGGAAACACCAGUCUGUCAUGGGAUUCGUUGCCAGUCUGAACAGUCUCCUAACCAGGUGGUACUCAAGAGUGACCUUUCAGAUGCCUCAUGAGGAGAUCAUCAACGGUUUCCGCGUGUGUCUGCUGGCGGCACUGCAGAAGUAUUAUGAGGCGAACCACAGCUUCCCAGAGAAGAUCGUCGUGUACCGUGACGGGGUGUCGGAUGGCCAGCUCAAGAUGGUGGAGCUGUACGAGGUCCCACAGCUGCUCAAGUGCUUCGAGGCGUUGCCCAACUAUGAGCCCAAGCUGACCUUCGUCGUGGUCCAGAAGCGCAUCAGCACCACCCUGUACUCAUGCAGCGGUGACCGCUUCGGCACCUCUCUGCCCGGCACGGUGCUGGACCACACAGUCACCAACAGGGAAUGGGUGGAUUUCUACCUGAUGGCUCAUCAAGUCCGGCAGGGCUGCGGUCUUCCAACACACUACAUUUCUGUGUACAACUCAGCAAAACUCACUCCAGACCACAUGCAAAGGCUGACCUUCAAGAUGUGCCACAUGUACUGGAAUUGGCCUGGGACCAUCCGUGUACCAGCGCCCUGCAAAUACGCGCACAAACUGGCUUUCCUGUCAGGCCAGUACCUCCACACAGAGCCAGCCAUCCAGUUGGCCGACAAACUCUUCUUCCUCUAGGCAAGGAAAGUGUGAGAAGGGGAGGAAACGAGCAAGUCAUAUAAUCCUGAGGGCCUUAGUGGUAGAAACGAAUGUAUAUUUUUCUUUUGGGUUUGUUCACUGUUAUUACAAUCAAACAUUGCUUUUGAGAUCAUUACUCUGUAGUUAAUCUUCAAUUAUUCCAGAAUCCUUAAAUCCGAAGUUGUAUUU